AUGACGAAGAAAGGACCCAAGUCGCGACCUUCUUCUCCGUCGCUCACCGGAAACUCUGCUCGGAACUUAGAAUUGGUUGUGAAGUCAAGCGAAGAUGUAAGGAGCUCUAAAAGGCUCAGACUCCAGCCUUUGAGGAAGCCCAAGAGUAGUCAGAAUAAGAAGAAGAAAGCUACUAAAGUCCAUGAGAAUAUGCCUAAGAAACCUCCCACUGCUUUCUUCUUUUUCUUGGAGGAUUUCCGGAAGCAAUAUCAACAGGAGAAUCCGGAGGUCAAGUCCAUGCGAGAGGUAAAACAUAGUGUGAUUAUUACCCUUCACUUCGAUUCUGUUGCUAAACUAGUUUUGUUCUUGAUUCUGUCUAAGAUUGGGAAGACAUGUGGAGAGAAAUGGAAAACAAUGACUUACGAGGAGAAGGUAACGUAUUAUGACAUAGCCACUGAGAAGAGGGAAGAGUUUCACCGAGCAAUGACAGAAUACACUAAGAGAGUGGAAUCAGGUGAAUAUGAUGAAUCAGAGACCGAAUCAGAUUUUUCUGAAUAA
This is a messenger RNA of Eruca vesicaria subsp. sativa (arugula), 537 nucleotides long. The record is from the annotation of a GenBank genome assembly. Lineage: Eukaryota; Viridiplantae; Streptophyta; Magnoliopsida; Brassicales; Brassicaceae.